Messenger RNA from Bactrocera oleae (olive fruit fly), 9003 nucleotides. Lineage: Eukaryota; Metazoa; Arthropoda; Insecta; Diptera; Tephritidae. The record is from RefSeq and is a predicted model, not a curated record.
AAUAUAAUAGUUAAUAAAAAUUGACAAAUAUUUAUAAUCAUUGAUUUAUCGAUAGUUCAUCAACUAUAUAUGGCGCGUUUUUGAUCGGAGGCACCGGUUGACCUGAAGUGAUGCUGUGAACGCGCGCUCUAAGCCCUCUAUCUCGAAAACGGUUCACCGUAUGAAAAAAAUUUUUAAACAAAAUUUGUAGAGAAUUUUGUAUUCUACAAUAUUGAUAAUAAAUACCAAUAGCAAAAAACCCAUAGGAAAUGAGAUAUUUACAAAAAAAGCGCAAAAAAGCGCGUACACCCUACCAUAUGUAGGUUUUGAGACAACUUGUAGUGUGUCAAUAUACAAGUAUUUACAGACUUACAGCUGGGUAUCUGAAUUCCGAGGUGAACUUACUAUAAUGACUGGACUAUUAUAUACCUUUGACUUACAGUAUUUCGAGUUCUGCGGCCUAAGUUUGUACGUCUGCUUGGUGGCUUUUUUAAAAACGAAAAUUCAACUGAAAGUAAAAAAUUACUCCCUUAUAUUUUCUGUUCAACCAUGUAUACCAAAUUUUAAUAUUAUGUACUCAUCAAAAGUUACCAAAAAUCGAUAUUAAGCUCUGAACUUACCGUGAUUAACAAACACUUAUUAGCAAAGAAAAAACUUCUUAGUCUUAUUAUAUCGCCAUUAUGACGUUGUCAUUAUAAGCGAGCAGUACAAAAGGAAACAGAGUGGAAUAUGGAUAGAAGACGGUAGUGGCACUGCCGCGACCUGGCUUCGACCAAAUGCGACCUCUGCACCAUAAUAAGCUGCUACUUAAUCUUUAGCGAUAAUAUUCAUGACUUCCAAGCCAAAUUAGACAGCAUAGAAGACACAGCCCGAGAUAUUGGAGGACACUUUAUAAAAGCAUAAUUAAAAAGCUAUUGAAUGGAGAAUGCGAAAUAUUGACUCCAGAGGUAAACGUAUACUUGACAUGGCCGCCAGGCUCGGCGUUAUGGUACUCAACACUGGAGCAGCAACGACAUUUAGGAGACCAGGCUGCGAAGAAACUACACCAGAUAUCACACUAGCGUCAGAGCUCAUAGCAAGCAUAGUAAAGCGCUGGGAGGUUAUGGAGGAUUACACUGGCAGUGACUACCUGUACAUAACCUUCGAAAUAGACCCCCAAAACGCAGUCACCAAGAACAGAUUACACGGUACCACGAGAAACUGGAAUGUAUCUAAACUUAAUAGCGAGGCACUAAUCUCAGAAAUUUAUAAGCAUGACCUCCCAAAAAACGACAUAGGGGACUCAAGAGAAAACUUAAAGAAGACAAUGAGGCUAAUCACCGAAAAAUAUAGUAAAGGAAUGCCUCGGACUCAAUGCAGGAGACAAAAACGCGCUGCAUACUGGUGGACAGAGAACAUUGUUCAGUUAAGAAGAGCGUGCCUUCAAUGCCUUAUUUCCCACACAUAAAACAAGAGCCGAGAAAAUAAGACCGACGGAACCACCCAAUGACGCACCCCUCUUCACCAUCGAAGAGUGGCAAACGACGGCAAAAAAACUUAAACCCAACAAAGUACCCGGACAAGACGGUAUACCAGCACAGGCACUGAAAAUAAUCGCCGAAAGCCGCCCAAACGUAAAUGUUUAAUACCUGUCUCAAAGCCGGCGUAUUCCCAGAAAUUUGGAAAAAACAACAGCUCGUGUUAAUUAGUAAAGGAAAAGGUUAUCCAGAUAGUCGGUAAGUUUCUCGAGAGAAUGCUGAAACCGCGGAUUGAAGAAGCAAUCAUGACGGCAGGCGGCUUAUCACCGAAGCAAUAUGGUUUCAGACCUGGUAAAUCAACACUGGGUGCUAUUGAGAAUGUCGUGAGGAGCGUAGAAGAAGAGCACCGAGGAUGCAAUAAACUCAGAAAAGUUGUUUAACUCGCCACCCUUGACGUUGGUAAAACAUGACUGCAGCAUUAGAGGAAAACUUUGAAAUACCUACAUAUCUAAGCAUAAUAGUGAGGAGCUAUUUGGAAGACAGAGUUUUGCUGUAUAAAACCUCUAAAGGACCACGACACUUGAAGGUCACAUCAGGAGCUGCGCAGGGAUCAAUCCUCAGCCCAGACCUCUAGAACGUCAGUUACGACGACAUAUUAAGCCUCGAUAUGCCCGACGAUACCUGUCUAGUUGGCUACGCAGACGAUAAUCACUGCGAGAGACACCGAAUAUGCGCGCGCGAAGCUAAACCAGGUGAUGAUCAGAGCUCAAAUUUGUCUUGAUGCGAAAGGUCUCAAACUUGCCACUAAAAAAACCGAGCUGGACAUGAAGACAACAACAAAAACAUUAAGGACACAAAAGGUUGUCAACUACCUGGGGGUAAGAAUAGACUAGAAAAACGGAAACUUUUGAUGUCGACAACACUAAAUGUCUUGCUCUACGGAGCAGAGUUAUGGGCAGACACAUUGAGAAAAAAUAAUCGACGCAAAUCCCUCGAAAAAGUGUAUCACACAGCUGUUCCAAGGGUAGCAUCGGCAUAUCGCACGGUCUCGGGCGAAGCUGUAUAUGUAAUAAGCGGAAACACACCCAUCGACUUAUUAGCAUUUGAACGAAAGAAAAUGUGUACGUUGAAGAAACAAGGAACAGAUACUGCCGCUACAAAAGAGGAAAUAAAGAAGGACACCUUGGAACAAUGGCAAGCUCGCUGGGAGCAAGGACGCCACGGCAGAUGAACGGCCAUUAUAAUCCAAAACAUACAAGUAAAAGAAUAGUCUAACAGGAAACAUGGUGAGGUGGAUUUUUACACUACUCAGAUGCUAUCCUUGCAUGGAUAUUUUAGGAAGUUGACCUGCAAGUGGCACAUACCAUUGCUGUGACGACACAAUGACGAUGCGGAAGGCAUUUUUCUCAACCUCCCCCGAAAAAAAAACUUCUUAUGUUAUUAUACAUUAAAAUUAAAUAAUCACUGGCGUGAAAUAAUCAAGUUAUAGCGUGACAAGGGGAAACGGGUUUCAUUUUUAUAUAUGUAGAUAAGGAGUUUGGGGUAAAUCGUGGACCGAUUUCACAUAUUCUCAGAAUUACGCAGUCACAUAUACAAUAUAAUGCUUUCACUUAAUUAUGCUAAGACAUCUGUAACCGAUAUAUACGGUAUAAAUUCAACCGGAAAUUUAAAUUCGUAUAUCACUCUUAAAAUUUCCUUGAAUCUCAUAUGUUGACUAUAAUAAAUAUAUUCGGUAUAAAGUCAACCCGAAGUUCGAAAAUCUUUACAUUCGAUGUACAUAUAUUAGGCUAAUGUAAGUAUUGAAUGAUUUUGCCCUGUUUGGACUCCGUGGCAUACUAUUAUCACUAUUAUAUUUUCAAUAGUGUUGCAAUCUGGUAACUCGCAACAAGAUAAAGUUUGACAUUUUUGAUGUUAUACAUACUCAGAACGUUUUGACAUACGAGCGAUAAUUAUGUUGCUUACAGUAACUUAAAAUAUUCAUCUCGGUCAAAAAAUGUAAUUACAUCGCGAAUAUUUUCGGGCUAUUAUUGUUACAACUUUUGAUACUGAUAUUGAUUGAGACAUCUAUAGGCAUUAGUGGGACAAGAAACAUGUCAUCGUGACAUCGUGACAGGUGAUAAAUCGUGGAUUACGCAUAUGAGUCCGAAAGUAUACAGCGGUCGACUGUAUGGGUGUUUCCAGAUGAGACGAACUCAACGCACUUUCAAGCAAAUGAUUGUCUGUUUUUUUUUUGGAAAAAACUGAACAAGUCGCAGCCACACCACUAGAACAACGUAGAACAGUAAAUUCUGAGUGGUACACAACCAUUUGUUUGUCAGUUGUCUUUCAAGAAAUCAGGGAAACCAACCGCUGAAGACAGCUCUCUCUUAACCUCGUCAAUGUGAGCUCUCACACAUCGUGCAUUCCCGUACACCUGAAGAGGCGGUUGAUGCGUUCAGAACGUAUGUUUCGGAGAUACUGCAAUUAGAGUGGCAAAAGUGCUUAGAAAAUUGGUUAAAACGCAUGCAAAAGUGUGAAGAUCUUAUUGUAGAAUAUUUUGAAAAAAAAUUUUGGGUUAAUUAUAUUUGUUUUUGUUCUCUAAUCACUAAAAAAAGCCAAGCGUCUUAAUAUAUCUAGGUAGGUAGGUUGUAUGUUCUGUAAAGUGAAAGAUUCAUACCAAAAGUUUUAUAUACAUAUGUAUAAAAGUUUGCGCGGUUAUUGUCCGUUUUUGCUUAUUUUCACAACGUAACAUGAUAAUGAUAUAAUAAAGAAGUCGUCGAAGGACUUCCUUUCAACAAGUUUGGUUGAAAUAGAUCUAGUGGUCUGUGCGAUAUGCCCAUCAAACGUAUUACAGAGCGGGGUCAUGCUUACUUUUUAAAAAUGCCCAGCCCACAGAUGGCCUUUUUUCACUGGGAUACCUUGUACCAAAUAACGGUUUUGUAUUUUAAUUCGGAGCUUAGUUAUAGCUCUUUAUAUGUUUUUUACCAGCAUUUUGUGGGCGUGGCAAUGGUCCGAUUCCGCCCAUCUGCAAAACCAACUCCGUUUGGGAACCAAGGAACGCGGCUAAUAAUCAGUAUAACAUAAUUCAUCAAAAUAUUUAAAUUUUUACUCAAGUUAUCGCUUCCACGGAUGGACAGACAGACAUUCACUCGGAACUCAACUCGUUUUGUCAUCCUGAUCAUUUAUAUAUGUAUAAACAGCAGUGAUUAGAGAAACAUUUUUGUGCUCAUGUUGUUGAGACACACUGAACAAUACGGGUAAAAUCAUUGCUUAAACGUUUCACUUCGGUUCACAAAGUCGAACAGGCUGCAUUUUAAUUCGCGUAAUGAAAGAACCCACAACAAUUAAUAAAAAACUACGUCAGUUUCGGAAAAAAAAAGUAAGUGCUGAAAAUCAACCUUUCUCGAUAAGCAUCUACAAAAAUAUUGUAAAUAAAGAGUCAAACUGGCAAAGAAAGCAACGUUUAAAAAUUAAAAAUAAACUGAAGCAUUCAGCUCAAAAAACUCGAGACAUUUUCAACAAUCGCAAAAGUUAUCAGGCUUUAAUUAGGAGUCAAACAAAGUCAUUGUCAACAAGAAACCUAAAACACAAUAAUUUAAAUGAAUCAAAUGAAGAUACAGUGGAAUGGAACGUACCGUUCGUAGCACCGAGAAGGGCCUCAAAUGAGAUAGUAGAGCUUGAUAACAGAGCUAGUCAUAUUUCAGCUCUCAUUCAACUAGAAUGCAAUCAAGAAGAAAAAUCAAUUGAAAUUGUUUCAGAUAAGAAGCUAAUAGCCUUUGAUGGUUUAUCGCGAGGCGAAGACUUAAGAAAUAACAAUGAAAUUGCCAAAACUAAACACAAACCUAAGAAUAUAAAUUUCAGUGUACAAAACUGUAUAUGCUGUAAUAGUGAUGCUUGCAUGCGCAUAGCCAAAAGAUCCGCAGAUUUUGACGUACGCAAUAAACAAAGUUCUUUUGACUUGCCAAGCUCAAAGAAAAUAUAUCACCAUGAUCAUCACCAGACCUUUCUAAGGAACAAGACUCAACUUUUAAGGGAAACGCUUUCCACUAUGCAACUACAACACCAUUUGAGCGUACAACAACAAGAACUGAUACAACAGCUACAAUUAGUACAACGACAAUAUCUGAUUCACCAAGGCUUUGUCAAACCUUUACAAUUGGACUUUCAACCUCAGCUAAAUAAGUCAUCGUCACCUUGUAGUAAUUUGUUCAGUCAUGAGCACCAGCAAUUACGCUUGCAACAUCAGGCUUCGAAUACAUUAACCAAAUGUAAUGAAACGUAUUAUGAAACAAAUUAUUUAUUGCAACAGCAUCAGCAGCAACAACAAAUAUAUAUGUCGCACGAAGCUAAUUUGACAAAACCACUUAAUGAAUAUCGGCUACGACAAAGCCAACAACAAAUUGACGACGAGGAUACAACGAACGAAAACAAGAAUACUCAAUUGAACAUCAGUAAUAACAACAACAUAAACCACAAUGCCGUACUAGAUGUUUGCGAAAACAAGCAAUUUAUUAAGAUUAUUAAUACAUCUUUACAGGAGAAGCAGAAAACCAAUGAAGAGCAUACAGUAAGGAACCCAACAUAUAGGGAGAGCAAUGAUAGUAGUUUGUGUGGUGACUUUAAGCCUUCAAUUCUGCAUUGCAUGGAAGGAGACGAACCAUUAUUACUGCAGCCAACUACACAUUGUUCUUCUUCUACACAUAUUUGUAGUGCUGCUACUAGUUGUAAUAGUUUUAAGCAUUAUCUACGUAGUACUAGAACCGACGAUGAUGGCAACAACAACAAUCAUAAAAAAAUCUUCCAUAAUCAUAUACGCAUUGCGCGGCAGCAACCUGACAAAGAGCAACACGAAAACACUAUGAAUAUUAUAUCAGGAAACGAAAACGGCAAUUAUAGUUCUCGGCACACUAGCAACGUUUUUACAGAGGAUGUGUCAAUGCCACUUGAAUCUGAAGAUGAUAUAAAUUUCGUGUCCCGCAUACAUUCUCGCAAGAAUGACAAAAUUUACAGCAGUACACAAGCUCAACAAAAUACAUUUAUCUUACAUUCCCAGCAAAUGCAUCGUAGUACACAAUGUAUGCAGUCCUCGUCGCCGUCUUCAUCUAUUGAUGAACACAACAAUGGCAAUGAAAGCCAAAAUUCGGCUGCUAAUGAAAUGGAUGAGUUCACAACUUGGGCGAAUCCCGUGGACCAAGUCAACAAUAUAACUGAUGAUAUACAUGGUGAUUUUAUUCAAAUCCAGUGCUCAUUGUCAUAUAUGCAUUACCAACAGCGCGGCGCUAGUGCAAGAAGUCGAAGUAGAUGUAGCAGCAAUAGCAAUCAAAAUAGCAGUACUGACAAUGGCAGUGAAAACCGUGAUAAUAUCAAACGGCAUACUUAUCCCAGUGAUAGUGCUGGCACGCAAAUGGACGACGGCGCAGCAGUAGCGGCUAAGUCACCUAUGCCGCAAAACCAUAGGUCGCAGUCAGGGCACAAACUGGAAACAACACAGGUAUCUACCAUAUGCCAUAUGGUUGAUUCAACAGUGCACAACGCCACGUCGUCGUUAUUACGGCUGAAUCAAAAAAUUCAGGAACAGUCGCAGCAACAAGAACAUGUAGCACAAAAGGUAGCAGCGCUUGACCCUUUGCUAACACUGCCGCCGCCACCACUAAUAUUGUCGCCAAUAACGACUCUGUCGCCUACAGUGGCUCCAUCAAAGGGCAUAUCAUCGACUAUGCAUGCAGCAGCAGCAGUAGCAGCAGCUGCAUCGCAUACACAAGCGCCACAUCAUAAUGCAGCAGCAGCCGUAGCAGUAGCAGCUGCAGCGGCAGCUGCCGUAGCGGCAGCAAACAGUAGCUGCAUAAGUGGUGCACCGAUGACGCCAAAUUUUGGUGGCCUGUUGGAUGCAGUAAGUGGCAGCAGUGGCGGCAGCAACGAUACUCAUUGCAUCAACUAUAAUGGCACAAACGCCACAACGGCAAGCCAUGCCACAAACGCCAAUAGCAACAAAAACACUUAUAGCCCAAAGAAGUACUACCACCCGCUAUAUGCGCACGGAAUAUGCCGUUGGCCGGGCUGUGAGCUAACGCUUAAUGACUUCGUCGCCUUCGUAAAGUAAGUGAAAGCUUAAAAGUAAUACUGCAGUUACUCGUAAAAACAUCAUACUUUAAAAUAGUUUGAAGAAUGUACACAUACAAUUGUAUAUAUAAUAUAAUGCAUGCUGAUAUAUGGGCAGUGGUUGUAAAGCCAUUGAGAUUUACAAUAUGCUUUGCAUAUGUUGUAAAUUACAGGAACAAUCUAAAACUAAUAAUCACAAAUAUUUCCGAAAUUCGAAUACAACUUCAUAAAAACUAAAACCCUGAGAAGUAUUUUAUAAUUUGUUUCAGUUUCUAUACAUACUUAGUCCCCCUAAAGUGUCACUCAUAAAAUGCACACCAGAAGUAGGUAGACGUAUACGUUCUCUCGUUCUGUUAACUGUAUUCUUUUUACGUUAAGGUUGAGUGGUAAUUAGAUAAGUUACUCAGAGGUGUUAAAAAUUUUUCGAACAUCGAAAAACAUAGUGGAGAACUCAGAUAGAUGCAUUCGGUAUCUAUAAUCGAUAAAUCAGGAGUUUCGUUAAAGUCAUAUGUUAAAUGUUGAUACACUGGAGACAUAUUGAACAAAGUGUAUUAGUUAUUAUCUAACUUUCUUUUGUAACACCUAAAACAUAUGACGAUUAUAGACGAGACAAAUUGAUUACCGUCUGUCUGUUAUUCCGUUAGCGCACUUCAGCGCGGUAAUUGUAUAAAGCAGAAAAAGCGUUAACCUCGGUUGCACCGAAGCUAAAAUAGUCCUCACAGAUGCAUUUCUUAUGGCAUUAAAGGGUAUAAAAAGGUAUUUUUCUUGAUUUUAACUAGGUCAGUUUGUAAGGCAUGCUUGUAUACUAUAGUUGCUGGACAAUUUCUCGCAGAUUGUAGCGUUGCCUUGGGCAAUAACCCAUGCCGAAUUUCGUGAGCAUGAUUUUGAUCGUUCAGUUUGUCUGAAGAAUUUGUUCGCAAAUUGUAACGUCGCCUUUGUCAAUAAUCGAUGUCGAAUUUCGUUAAGAAAUCUUGUUAAAUAAAAAAGAUUUCCAUUCAAGGGCAUGAUUUUAAUCGUUCAGUUUGUACGGCAGCUAUAUGCUAUAGUGAUUCGAUUACGGCUGUUCCAACUAAUAAGCAUCUUCUUGGGGAGAAAAAAACGUGUGUGAGAUUUCAGAUCGGUAUCUCAAAAACUCAAAGACUAGUUUACGUAUAUACAGACAGACAGACGAACAUGGCUAUGUUGAAUCGACUCAGCUCGUCACGCUAAUCAAUUAGUUAUAUGUAUAUACUUUAAAGAGUCUCCGACGUUUCCUUCUGAGUGUUACAUAUUUCGUGGCAAACUGUUCAGGGAAAACGGUAAAGAAUAUUAAAAACCACAAUAAAAGUAACACAGCAGGCUUACGUGUGCUUCAGGUCAGAAUUAGACAAAGGGCGUGGUUUAAAAGAUCCUAGCACUCUAAUUACUUUACUUAACCUUGAUUCAACCAAAUUCGAAUUUUAAUAUUCUUCUUCUCAUUCUACCCCUUUUCACAGCAAGGUGAAGCACA